Molecule: messenger RNA, 816 nt
Organism: Malus domestica (apple)
Lineage: Eukaryota; Viridiplantae; Streptophyta; Magnoliopsida; Rosales; Rosaceae
Source: RefSeq, a predicted model, not a curated record
AAGAACUCAUGUACGACAUUUCUCAUCCUUCCGGACAAGAACUAUAGUCCAAGAGAGAUGGCAGAAGUUGGUCAUCUGUUAUCAGCAAGGCAUAUUAAGCUUCUCUCUGUAACUCCGGCAAACCCCAAAUUCUCCGCUUCGGUGUCUCGUUCUUUCACAAUCAGAGCUUCUUCCAAAAGGAACUCUCUCUCUCUGGGUAACAAAAAGAACAGCAGGAGCAGUAGCCCACGGAGUGUGAUCAGAUUAUCAACAGCAGAUGGGAAAUGGCAUGGGAAUUGGAGCUGUGAUUACAUUCUCUCCCUCCAAGACCUGCGUUUGGAUGAUUUGAUCGAAGAUGAAAAUACACAUGACGCUCAAAUUUCGGUUAAUCUCUGCGUCCACAAGCAUGCUAGCUUUGGCUUCUCCGUUGAUGGAAGGAUAUUAACAUCAUUCAACAGAAAAUGUAGCAACUGCUCUUCUACCUACUGCAGAAAGGUUAUCUACGUGAAGCCUGGAAAUGAAGCAGAACUUGAUUCACUCAUACAGGACACGAUACGGCUUGCAACCUCCAUUAAAGAUACUUGUUCAGAGCUGUGUGAGAAAUCAUAUCCCACCGUGCAGUAUAUUGGUGGAAAAAGCACUGCUUCUGUUGAUAAGAGAUGGUCUAGGCUUUUGGAGCUAAAGAAUAUGCAAUAAUAUAUGCCUAUGAUAUUAUCUGAUAUUAAGCUCAUAUAUUUUGAACAAGUGUGUGCAAUGUACUGUAAAUAGUAUAACGCAGUUGGAACUGCGGUUUAGCGAUACACAUUUUUAGUAAUAAGUUGAAGAGAAAUUCUGAUA